Racocetra fulgida is the source of this 376-nucleotide messenger RNA. The record is from the annotation of a GenBank genome assembly. NCBI's taxonomy places the organism in Eukaryota, Fungi, Glomeromycota, Glomeromycetes, Diversisporales, Gigasporaceae.
UCAAUCAAUAGACUUGACGGCGCUCAAAUUACUGAUCAAUGCAAUGAUCUUGGUGUUACGGAAUAUUUCAAAGAUCCUUUGGAUUAUGAACCAUGCAAUGAUAAAAGUGAUCUUGGUGUUACGGAAUAUUUCAAAAAUCCUUUGGAUAAUGAUUUUGUCUUAUACAAUGAUUCAACUCUAAUACACUCUGAUGUUCCCACAACAACAAUUUAUAACACCUGCGAUUCAUUUAACUUUGAUGAAAGACCAUCUUCGCUAGAACUCCAACAACAAAAUGGGUUUCAAGAAGUUAUAUACGGAGUUUUCAUUAUGCCACUUACCUCUCAAAAUUUCAUAUUUAAUGGUGAUUGUAAUUUUGAAUUUCAUGAAAAUAAUG